AUGACCCCUGACGUGGAAAGCGAGCGGGUGCUGUACCAGCGCCAAGCAGGCGCGGACAUCGGCGACGACGGCAUCGCUGCCUCCUUUGGCAACGACGCCAGCGCCCUGGAAGCGCUCGACAACGGCGUCGUCCUGCUCGACCUGAGCCACUGGGGCCGCCUGCGCCUCUCCGGGGGCGGCCGCAAGGCCUUCUUGCACGGGCAGACCACGAACGACAUCAACAGCCUCCAGAAAGGUCAGAGCCGCGAGACCGUGGUGACCGACCCGCAGGCGCGCACGGUCGACCUGAUGACGGUCAUCGCGACGGACAACGCGCUGCUGUGCGUCACGUCGCCCGGCAUGGCCGCCCCGCUCGCCCAGCGCUUCGAGAAGUACAUUUUCCCCGCCGACGACGUCGCGGUGCAAGACGUGUCGGAACGGACCGCGAUGCUCGCGCUCGCGGGCCCGGAGUCCGACGCCGUGCUCGGGGAGAUCGGCCUGACGGGCCUCGCGGGCCAGCCGGUCGGAUCGUCGGCGAUGGUGGCGUUCAAGGGCUCGCCGGUGGUGGCGACGAUCCGCUCUGUGUUCGGCGGCGGGGACGCGGAGGCGCGCGGGUGCGUGAUCGUCGCGGACGAGAGCGUCGCGGGGGACCUGUGGCGCGUGCUCGCGCUGCGCGGCGCGGUCCCGAUGGGGUCGGUUGUCGCCGAGCGUGCCCGCGUGAUGAAAGGACGGCCGAUGGCGGGCGCGGAGCUGACGAAGGAGUUCACGGCGCUCGAGGCCGGGCUGUACUUCGCGAUCGCGGAGGACAAGGGGUGCUACGUCGGGCAGGAGGCAAUCUCCAAGGUCGUCAAACACGACGCGGUGCGGCGGCAGCUUUGGGGGUUCCGGAUGCCGCCGGGGUCGUCGUGCGCGGUGGGGGCGACGAUGUACGACGGAAACGGAGAGGAGCUGGGGCCGGUGACGAGCGUGGUGGAGGGGGAGAAGGACGGGGAGGUGGCGGGGCUGGCGUACGUGCGGUGCAGGUACAAGGGCAAGCAGGCGAACGUCGAGGCGAUGCUGGUUCGCGUGGGAGAGUGCGAGGGCAUCACGAAGAGGAUUCCGUUCGCGAAGCGGUCGUUCUAG
This is a messenger RNA of Pedinophyceae sp. YPF-701, 1101 nucleotides long. The record is from the annotation of a GenBank genome assembly. Lineage: Eukaryota; Viridiplantae; Chlorophyta; Pedinophyceae.